AGGUUAUGCGCGCUGGUAGUUCUGAGUUCAUAAUACAAUCGAUUUGAUUACAAGGCAUAGGCACUACGUUUACGUGCGCGCGCUUGUCUGCGUGUGUAUACUGUGUAUGUAAUGUUUAUGUGUUUAUUUUUUUUUCUCCGAAUGUAAGUGGGAUCGAGAUCGGCCUUCAAAAUAUUCCGAUGCAAUUAUUAUUAUUGUUUUUCCGCGGUCCUUAAAUUAUCGCGGUUUGAUCCCUCGAACGCAUGUUUUAAUUGAGUAAAAUUACGAUCGGAUAGCAGUGUCUUUUUUUAUCUCCAGUGUUUGGAGAAAUAUUGCGUACGUCCGUUGCUUUGAUAUAAAGGAACAUCAGGAAACAUGGCCGAGGUUAAACCCGCCGCCACCAGUCAACAACAACCAAUCGUCAAAAUAGGUCAUUAUAUACUUGGACAGACACUCGGCGUUGGUACGUUUGGCAAGGUGAAAAUUGGUGAACAUCAGCUCACCAAACACAAGGUGGCUGUCAAAAUACUCAAUAGGCAGAAGAUAAAAAGUCUGGAUGUUGUUGGGAAAAUACGUCGAGAAAUUCAAAAUCUCAAACUCUUCCGUCAUCCUCACAUCAUUAAAUUGUAUCAAGUUAUCAGCACGCCUACUGAUAUAUUUAUGAUAAUGGAGUAUGUAUCUGGUGGAGAACUAUUUGAUUAUAUAGUAAAACAUGGUAAACUUAAGGAAUUUGAAGCUCGUCGUUUCUUUCAACAAAUCAUAUCUGGCGUUGACUAUUGUCAUAGGCAUAUGAUUGUACAUAGAGAUUUAAAACCAGAAAACUUAUUAUUAGAUCACAAUCUUCAUGUUAAAAUUGCUGAUUUUGGCUUAUCCAACAUGAUGAUGGAUGGAGAAUUUUUAAGAACAAGCUGUGGAUCACCUAACUAUGCUGCACCAGAGGUUAUUUCAGGAAAAUUGUAUGCUGGACCUGAAGUAGAUAUUUGGUCGUGUGGUGUUAUUUUAUAUGCAUUAUUAUGUGGUUCUUUGCCUUUUGAUGAUGAACAUGUCCCAACUUUAUUUCGAAAAAUUAAAUCUGGUAUAUUUCCUAUACCAGAUUAUUUGAACAAAUCUGUUGUUAGUUUACUAUGUCAUAUGUUACAAGUAGAUCCAAUGAAAAGAGCAUCUAUUGAAGAUAUUAAAAAACAUGAAUGGUUCCAGCACGAGCUACCUGCAUAUCUUUUCCCUUCACCAGUUGACCGAGACUCUUCAGUGAUUGACACAGAUGCUGUUAAUGAAGUUUGUGAAAAAUUUAGUGUAAAAGACUCUGAAGUUCACAACGCUUUAUUAAGUGGUGAUCCUCAUGAUCAAUUAGGUAUCGCCUACCAUUUAAUAAUUGAUAAUAAACGAAUAGCUGAUGAAGCAGCUAAAGCAGAAUUAAAAGAUUUUUAUAUUGCAAGUAGUCCACCUCCAACAGGAGGAAGUCUGGAGCCAUCAGCUUCAAAUGCAGUUGUAAAACCACAUCCCGAAAGAAUAAUAUCUCAAAGAGAACGUGCUCAAUCAAUAGAUCAAGGGGCCAGAGGAUCUCCAAUGAAAAGAGCUAAAUGGCAUUUAGGCAUAAGAUCUCAAAGUAGACCUACAGAUAUUAUGAACGAAGUAUAUAGAGCAAUGAAAGCAUUGAAUUUUCAAUGGAAAGUAAUAAAUCCUUACCAUGUUCAAGUACGACACUUGAAUCCAAAAACUGAUAAUUAUAUCAUGAUCUCACUGCAACUGUAUCAAGUGGACUACAAAAGCUAUUUGUUAGAUUUUAAGAGUUUAACAAAUGAUCAGUUAGAAAAUGGAAAUUUACCUCCACCCACUUUAGAAGUUGAAAAUCAAUCUCCAAGGCAAGAUGUUGUUGCACUACCACAAAAAAAGUGCGCAGGACAUCAUACAAUGGAGUUUUUUGAAAUGUGUGCAUCUUUGAUUACCCAACUUGCCCAUUAAUUAGUAAAUACAUGUAUCUAUUUGUAAAAGUAUUUAUUUUAAUUAUUUAAUGUAAGUAUAUACCAAAUUGUUAAAGAAGUAAAUGUAAUCCUUAGAGAGCUGUUAGUUGUUUUUGUUGUACCUAUAAAUGUCUCAUUAUAUUUAUAUGUACAAGGCCUUACCUAUACAUUUUGCAUUAUAAAGUUCAUGGUAGUAUGUCAAAGUAAACUUGACCAUUUUAUACUCUGUCCAGUCUAUCCCACUAGAGAACAUACUAGAUUCUACAUGUAGAAUGAGGAUUGUGGUCAAUUAUGAUAUCUUUCCCCCUCCAUGUGACCAUAUGUCGUUACAUCUUACCAUGUACCACCCUCACAUUCUAUCAAAAUUCGAUGGAACACAUUAUAGACUACAUUGCAAUGCGAGAUGUAUUGUAGACGAUAAGUUCUCGCGUGGGACAGAGAUUAGUAACACAGUAUUUGAAUGAUUUUGUACCUAUAUAUUAUAUGAUUAGUCUAAUAAGUGUUAACAUUGUAUGUACUUUUAUUUCAAGAUUUAGGUAUUCAUAUUAUGUUUGUCUUGAGAGAUAUAGUUAUAAUUAAAUCUUAAAUAAUUAGAUAAGGUACCCUAAAGAUGUAUUUUUAUAAUUUAUACUUGGAAGUUAAUAUACAGUUAAAAGCUUUAUGUUAAGAUUUUUAAAUCAUUUAAAUUUUGUCAACAUAAAAUAAAAUCAAUUAUGUAUUGUGAUUUUUAGACAUGUAAAGAAUGAAGAAAAACAACAAUUUAAAUAUAUUGUUUAUUUUAUUAGAAGUAUAGGUCAUUAUUUUUGUAUAACAACAUAAUUUUUACUGCGCUUCGAUCGAGUAAGAUUGAAAUAGUUACUCAGUGAUAAGUCGUCAAUUGUUAAUUAAAGUAAUUUUUGAAAGUUUUCAAUAAAUAAUUUAUUAAGUUAUAUUUUUUGUCACUCUUAUAUUUACUUUUAAUCAAUAAAGAAUAAAACUGAUUAAAGACUCAA
This is a messenger RNA of Acyrthosiphon pisum (pea aphid), 2932 nucleotides long. RefSeq names its product AMP-activated protein kinase alpha subunit (gene AMPKalpha). Gene Ontology annotation, biological process: intracellular signal transduction; protein phosphorylation. The transcript has a single exon. Gene Ontology annotation, molecular function: ATP binding; protein serine/threonine kinase activity. Gene Ontology annotation, cellular component: cytoplasm. NCBI's taxonomy places the organism in Eukaryota, Metazoa, Arthropoda, Insecta, Hemiptera, Aphididae. Bases 355 to 1941 code for a protein of 528 amino acids. The record is from RefSeq and is a predicted model, not a curated record.